CCCCAGCAACAUCCUAGAAUCCAUGGAAUCCCAGUCGCUAUUCUUCAUAUUCGUGCCUUUCAUCAUGAACUCCUUACCCUCUUCAUACACUUUUCACUUCAUGCGGCUUAUGCUCUUGGGAUGCCGGUCUCACGAGCCGUCUCGCUACCCACUCAACGGUCCCUCUAUACUGUUCUUCGUGGGCCAUUCGUCCAUAAGAAGUCCCAAGAGAACUUCGAAAGAGUUGUUCACAAGCGAGCAAUAAAAGUCUGGGAUACGGAUCCGGACGUACUAUCCAAGUGGAUCCGUUAUCUUGAAAUUAACAUGAUGCCAGGCAUUGGUAUUAGGGUUGUUAGGUGGGAGCGUGCAGAAGUUGGAUUUGGUGCCAAGAAGCUACAGGGGAUACGGGACGCGCAGUCGGAAUUAUUUAAAUCGCGGGAAAAGUUUGAUUUGGAUACAAGCUCGGGUCGAGUCAAAGCGCUCGCAGACCAGAUUAUAAAGGCAGAAAUGGCUUCCGCU
Molecule: messenger RNA, 498 nt
Organism: Cantharellus anzutake
Lineage: Eukaryota; Fungi; Basidiomycota; Agaricomycetes; Cantharellales; Hydnaceae
Product: ribosomal protein S10 domain-containing protein
Exons: 1
Biological process (GO): translation
Cellular component (GO): mitochondrion; ribosome; small ribosomal subunit
Molecular function (GO): structural constituent of ribosome
Source: RefSeq, a predicted model, not a curated record